Messenger RNA from Cercocebus atys (sooty mangabey), 1804 nucleotides. RefSeq names its product D-amino-acid oxidase (gene DAO). The transcript has 13 exons. Bases 221 to 1405 code for a protein of 394 amino acids. Gene Ontology annotation, molecular function: FAD binding; D-amino-acid oxidase activity. The record is from RefSeq and is a predicted model, not a curated record. Lineage: Eukaryota; Metazoa; Chordata; Mammalia; Primates; Cercopithecidae.
UCCAGUCCGGGCUGGCGGACAGAGGGCUGGAGACAAGACGCCCCAGAAUCAGGAGCUUCCCCUCAGGAAAUAGCAUCCUGUGUCCCCGCACGGCAGUUAUCUGGUCUCUCCAGCAGUUUGGUACUUCCGACAGGGCUCAACAUUACAGCCUAAGGCAGGUGACAGGAAAGGAGAGAUCCAGCCUCUCAAACAUCAAACAGAGAGACCAUAGGCUGGUACCAUGCGUGUGGUGGUGAUCGGAGCGGGAGUCAUCGGGCUGUCCACUGCCCUCUGCAUCCAUGAGUGCUACCACUCAGUGCUGCAGCCACUGGACAUAAAGGUCUAUGCGGACCGCUUCACCCCACUCACCACCACUGACGUAGCUGCCGGCUUCUGGCAGCCCUACCUUUCUGACCCCAGCAACCCAAAGGAGGCGUCACCUCAAUGUCACCAUUCACAUGGGCCGGUGACUGCAGAAGGAUCACGCAGGACCACAUGCGCAGAGUCUUUAGAGUCCCUUGGCCAGAAACAAGUCACACGGUCUCAUUUAGCUGCAAGAGGGUCUAGGAAAUGUAGGAACUGGAGCCAACAGACUUUUGAUUAUCUCCUGAGCCACAUCCAUUCUCCCAAUGCUGAAAAACUGGGCCUGUUCCUAAUCUCAGGCUACAACCUCUUCCAUGAAGCCAUUCCGGACCCUUCCUGGAAGGACACAGUUCUGGGAUUUCGGAAGCUGACCCCCAGAGAGCUGGAUAUAUUCCCAGAUUACAGCUAUGGCUGGUUCCAUACAAGCCUAAUUCUGGAGGGAAAGAACUAUCUACAGUGGCUGACUGAAAGGUUAACUGAGAGGGGAGUGAAGUUCUUCCAGCGGAAGGUGGAGUCUUUUGAGGAGGUGGCAAGAGAAGGCGCAGAUGUGAUUGUCAACUGCACUGGGGUAUGGGCUGGGGCGCUGCAACCAGACCCCCUGCUGCAGCCAGGCCGGGGGCAGAUCAUUAAGGUGGAUGCCCCUUGGAUAAAGCAUUUCAUUCUCACCCAUGAGCCAGAGAGCGGCAUCUACAAUUCCCCGUACAUCAUCCCAGGGACCCAGACAGUUACUCUUGGAGGCAUCUUCCAGCUGGGAAACUGGAAUGAGCUAAACAAUAUCCAGGACCACAACACCAUUUGGGAAGGCUGCUGCAGACUGGAGCCCACUCUGAAGAAUGCAAGAAUUGUUGAUGAACGAACUGGCUUCCGGCCAGUACGCCCCGAGAUUCGGCUAGAAAGAGAACAGCUUCGCGUUGGACCUUCAAACACAGAGGUCAUCCACAACUAUGGCCAUGGAGGCUAUGGGCUCACCAUCCACUGGGGAUGUGCUCUGGAGGCAGCCAAGCUCUUUGGGAGAAUCCUGGAAGAAAAGAAGUUGUCCAAAAUGCCACCAUCCCACCUCUGAAGACUCCAGUGACUGCUGCUUCCCCCACAAGAACUCCCUUCUCCCCUCAGCCAACAAAUCAAUGUGCUUCUUCAUAAGCCAUUGCUUAUCCCUCACUUCUUUCCUCAAAGAAGCAUGAAGUGAGAGAAAGCUAUAAAGUCAGUGCCUGGAGAAGGGUUCAGCCCAACAUGGGGCCCCUCUCAUCACCGAAAUCCCUCUACCUUCUCUGGAUCUGGCAUUAUAAAGAACAGCUGGGGGCUGUUAUUCCAUGAGUCUUCAGAAGAAAGGACAGCUCAGAAAAUCAAAGAGGCCAACUGCCCAGAGCCACAGAAAAUUGAGGAUAAUUGAGACUAAGUAACAUGAUUACAAGUUGUACUAACAUAUUAAAGGUUCUGAAAAGUCCUGCAGCAAAGACAACUA